GGCUUUUACACUCCCCAAUGCUGCAGGUUGAACUGCCACCAAAAGUUGUGGGUUCGUCACCAAAGCAAAAUUGCCUUUUACCAUUCAACUGCCUUUCUUACCAACCCACCACCGUUUCGUCCGCCCUUGACUGCCACCUCCAAGCCCUGAAAACGAAAUCAUGAGCCUGUAAAGUUGCCCAAAGAUAUGCAUGAAAUGAAAUGAAAGCUAGAAGAUAAGGUAAUGCCUACAAACACUCUCUUUCUAUGGAUACACUCCUGUAUUCCCCUUGUAUUUCGUAUGAUAUGAUUAUCCAACUAUACACAUUUUCAUCAUUACCUUUUACAAGAAGAUUGAAUCUUGGCAACUGCUUCACAAUAAUCUCACCGUCCUGUAAUCUCUCUAUGCAUAUCUAAGAUUUUGACUCAUAACUAGUACGUAAAACCCUUUUCUCUCAAUAUAUUCAGAGGGGAAGAUCCUAGAACCAUGGAUAUACACGAGGCAACAAAAAUAGUGAUGUCAAGAAUCAAAAGUUUCGAUCCAGAAAAUUCUUCAAAAAUCAUGGGUUAUAUACUCUUACAGGAACAAGGGGAGGAGGAGUUGAUAAGAUUAGCCUUUGGCCCUGAAUCCCAUUUGAUAUCCUACAUGAACCAAGCAAAGUACUUUUUAGGACUCUCUUCGUCUAAACCUUCAACUCCUUUGUCAAAUCUCACAAAGCCAAACAACCCAUUUUGUCAACAUUCACCAAAAAUCUUAAUUUCAAAUAGUGAUCUCCACUUAAACAACAACACUUCUUUUCCCAGUGCCGAAUUUUUGAUUAGUCCCAAGCCUGGUUCUUAUGGCUCUAUUACUAAUUUUAAUAGCAACAAUGGUUUAGGUUCAUCAAGAUCCCCACUUUCUUCACGUUUCCGUGGAAAUGAUUUUGGUGAUGAAUUUAUUAGUGGUGGUGGUGUUGGAGGGCUAAAUCAAGUAGUUCAAGAUCAGUUGUCAUUUUUUGACGACCCUACUAUGGAUCCGCUAAUGAGUGCAAGUGGCGGAAGUUGUUCAGUGAAUAAUGAUACCUUUCUUGACCAUGUAGAGGAUGAAAAUGAUUGUAUAGGUUUCAGGUGGAGGCCUUGCUUGUUCUAUGCCAGAGGGUUUUGCAAGAAUGGUAGCAGUUGCAAGUUCUUGCAUGGUAGAGGAAUUGAUGUGGGGUCUCCAAGCAAAAUUCAUUCAGAAUUUGAUAAAUUGUUGAAAAUAAGGGCCAUUCAACAGCAGAAGUUGGCAUUAAUGGCUUUAGGAGGUCACGAUCCUUUUGCUUACAACAAGUGCAUGAACUUUUUGAAUGAGAAUCAGAGAUCAGCCAUUGCUGCAUUGACAAUGGGUGAAGAAUUCCACAAAUUUGGAUGUGGCCGACCUGACAAGAAUGAUUAUUCAGCAAUGGGAUUGAUCAGAAGUGCGAAUUCAAGCUCACGGCAAAUUUAUUUGACAUUUCCGUCUGAUAGCACAUUUAAGGAAGAAGAUGUUUCUAAUUACUUCAGUAUGUAUGGACAAGUGCAAGAUGUUAGAAUUCCAUAUCAGCAGAAGAGAAUGUUUGGAUUUGUUACUUUCGCCUUCCCUGAAACUGUCAAGCUCAUCUUGGCAAAAGGAAACCCACAUUUUGUGGGCGAUUCUCGUGUGCUUGUUAAACCCUACAAAGAAAAGGGAAAAGUCGUGGACAGGAAACAUCAAUGUCAACAACAUAUAGAGAGAGAAGAGCAUAUGGCUUGUUUAAGCCUAUCGGAGCUUGCUUCAAGAGAGGAAUAUGAUCUCCCUUUGGGGUCUAAAUUAUUUUGCAAUGCACAAGAUAUGAUGCAGAGAAGAAAAUUCGAACAGGAGGCUGAAUUGCUGCAUAGUAUCAAACUCGAAGAGCAAGGAAUGAUGAAUUUUCAACUCAGAGACGUCAAAAAUCAGCAAUAUAAUCAACAAUUAAUACCAAGCCUCUCAGUAGCUGCCCUUAAUUCCUCACUGCAGUCUCAACCUCAGAUAACUAAAAGUCUCGAUCUUCCAUUUGAUGCCAUAAAUCAAGAAAUACCAGAAGAGAUUAAUGGUAUCCAAGAAGCAGUUGGAUCUGAUGAGAAGCUGCCUAUCAAAAUGACUGAAGUUUCGGAUAACAAUAAUACUGAAAGUGAAAACAAGGAGAUUUCAGAUUCUGAAGACUCUGAUCGCCCAGAGAGCUUUGAGCACACCCUUCCCAACAACUUGUUUACUUCUCCUGCAAAAUUUGCUGCUGAACACAAAUCCGUCUUCUUCCAGAAUUCAUCUGAAGCUGAUAGCAUUCUUGUGUUAACUACAACGCCUAACAAUAUCCCUAAUACUUCCCAGCACUUGGGCCGUCAGCAUGGUUUCUAGUAAACCUUAGUUACUUGCAAAUGCCAAGAAACCAUUGAAAUGUAGCCGUUGGAGCCAAGCAUGACUAGAAAGAAGGGUUUAUAAAAUAGAUAGAAAAUUUGAGUAGCAUAUACAAGGAAGGAAGUGGAAAGUCCUCUAUAGCUGUAUAGCCCAGAUCAUAAUCAACAGAAGAAAAUAUCUGCGAGGAGGAUACUUAUUGCAUAGAUAAAUGACAGAUGAACUAAUUCCUUCGUUCUUGUUUAGUUUUAUACCCUUUCUGUUGUGUGCUGCACCAAACUGAAUAUAACCAAAAAAAAAAAAAAAAAAAAAAGGCUAGUAGCAACUUUUUUAUAUGACAAUAAUUUUACUGUCUUUUUUCUUUCUGUCACCUUGUCUUGUCCUAUUAUCAGUGUGUUUGCAUGUAUCUUGUAAAAAAUUAAGGAAUGUUAAAACAAGGCAAAAAGACAGAUCUAUGAUUGGUGAAGAAUUGAUGGAUUCAAGUGGAAGGUAUAACUUCUUUUCCUA
Molecule: messenger RNA, 2853 nt
Organism: Olea europaea var. sylvestris
Lineage: Eukaryota; Viridiplantae; Streptophyta; Magnoliopsida; Lamiales; Oleaceae
Product: zinc finger CCCH domain-containing protein 55-like
Exons: 9
Coding region: 466-2349 (627 amino acids)
Molecular function (GO): RNA binding; metal ion binding
Source: RefSeq, a predicted model, not a curated record